Messenger RNA from Linum trigynum, 1985 nucleotides. Lineage: Eukaryota; Viridiplantae; Streptophyta; Magnoliopsida; Malpighiales; Linaceae. The record is from the annotation of a GenBank genome assembly.
CAAAACCCUUCGCUAACUUGACGUGAAACCAUGGUCCAUGAAACCGUACCGGAGAUCGUACCGGAAAAGUUAGCGGUAGAGUAUUUUAUGACAACACCGUGGUUUUACCGUAGUUUAACCGUUAGUACCGUUAAAUACCGCAUACCGGUUUAGCCUCUGAUACUGGUAUUUUGUGGUUGAACCGCCGGUACGGUACGGUUUCAUGGACUAUGCGUGAAACUAGGGUAUCAACCCAAUAAAAUAUUACCACUUACUCCUAAAUAAAAAGUGUUCCCACGUGUCACGAAAACAGACAUGCAAUCCUCAACAUAUUUGAGGUUUUGCUCGACUGUUAGGGGAUAGAGCUGUGAAAAUCUUUGGGUUGGCGCACAACAACAAGAAUUCCCCGGAGACAGAUCAACCCCAAAACCAAGCAAGGAACAAAAGAAAAGCACACAGACAAAGAGAGAGAUAACCGUCAUGGCCAUGGCUUUCUCUCUCAGGGUCAGGGUUACACCCACUUCGAAACCUCCUCCUGCUUCUUCUUCUUCUUCUUCUUCUUCUUCUUCUAGCAUUCCUCGCACAGCCGUCAUUCUUCCCGGGUUGGGGAACAACUCGGCUGACUAUGCAUCUCUGCAAUUGACGCUGCAGGGAGAGUAUGGAGUGCCCACGGUGGUGGCCAAGGUGAGCAGAGUUGAUUGGCUCAGAAAUGCCGCUGGUCUUUUGGACCCUAGUUACUGGAGUGGCACUCUCAAGCCUCGCCCUGUUCUUGAUUGGUAUUUGAAGAGGGUGGAUGAUGCUGUCCAAGAGGCUAAGGCCCUUGCUCAAGGCGACGAGACUCUGUCGUUGAUCGGUCACUCAGCAGGCGGGUGGCUUGCUCGUGUCUACAUGGAAGAGUUUGGGGUGUCUGAUAUCUCCCUCUUGUUAACUCUUGGUACUCCCCACUUGCCUCCUCCAAAGGGCAUUCCUGGGGUGAUUGAUCAAACAAGGGGUCUUCUUUACUACGUCGAAGAGCAUUGCCGCAAAGCUGUCUUCACUCCACAGCUUAAAUACGUAUGUGUAGCUGGGAGGUAUAUUAAAGGCACAAAACUAGUUGGGAACACAGAGGAGCAGCAAGUUGGUCCAGUUGUCCCUGUGACUGAUGAGGUCCUUGCAGCGGAUGUUGUCAACUCCACCACGAAUCCAACAUUCCGAGCACGAUUCGUAGGACAGGGCUAUAAACAGGUGUGUGGGAGAGCAGACGUGUGGGGAGAUGGAGUGGUGCCUGAGGAAUCAGCCCAUUUGGAGGGUGCGCUCAAUAUUACCUUGGACGGAGUUUACCACUCGCCAAUUGGCUCAUCCGACGACUCCCAGCGCCCUUGGUAUGGCUCUCCUGGCGUCAUCGAACAGUGGGUUCACCAUCUCCUCCACUAAACAGGAUGUUGAAUUAGAAUCUUCUGUCCAAAUGGUCAGCUAUCAAAAAUUGUACCAAUAAAAAUUGUUCUUCCCAGUCUUCCUUGCAGUUCAGGGGGGUUAGGGUUAGGGUUCCAAGUUGUACCAUUGCUAAUAGUGAAGUACUAAUACAACCUUUUUCUUCCGGCCUUUCGUGGUGGCCAAUGGCCCCUAAACCACAGUUCUGAAUGUUGUUAGUUCCCAUUAGAGACCUGAGAUGAACACAUCAUGGGACAACAUUUCACUAACCACAUUUCUCACUGCCCUACUUCUGAGCUUGGAGAUCAUCUGCCAUGAUUUUGCUCAAGAUGACAAUGAAAACAGGAAAAAGAAACAGCUGAUCUAUAUUCUGCAAACAUCAUGGCAUCAAAAGGGUGAGCUAUUGAAGAGGAUAGGAGUAUGGGAUAUGAAAGUGAGCAGUUGUUUAACCAUUGUUGAAGAAGCAAAUGCUUUCUUCCCCUAGCUACUUUUUACAGAGUCAAGAUCAGAACUAGUUCACUUGCAACAAAAAGGUGUCCACAGUUUGGGGACUCAAACAAAACCACAAAUAUCGACAAGAAAAACAACAUUCCAGG